Messenger RNA from Penicillium chermesinum, 954 nucleotides. Its product is annotated as SDR family oxidoreductase. The record is from RefSeq and is a predicted model, not a curated record. Gene Ontology annotation, molecular function: 3-dehydrosphinganine reductase activity. The transcript is spliced from 3 exons. Gene Ontology annotation, cellular component: endoplasmic reticulum membrane. NCBI's taxonomy places the organism in Eukaryota, Fungi, Ascomycota, Eurotiomycetes, Eurotiales, Aspergillaceae. Gene Ontology annotation, biological process: sphingolipid biosynthetic process. Bases 1 to 954 code for a protein of 317 amino acids.
AUGGGGCAAACCCACUUCGACGUCAAUGGCGAGACUGUGGUUGUCGCAGGCGGUUCAAAGGGCCUCGGUCGGGAGCUGGCGCUUCAACUGACGGCUGAAGGCGCAAAUGUUGUGAUCGUCGCCCGAUCACCAGAACCCCUGGAGGAAACCCGCCAAGAACUGGUCAAACAUGUCCAAAACGAGGAGCAGACGAUCCGCACGGCGGCCCUCGACCUGACAGAUGCAGCCCAGGUUGAAACCUUCAUCAACUCGUUACCGACCGCCCCAUCAAUCCUCUUCUGCGUCGCAGGCGGCACGGCAGACGAAAUAGGGUUCUUCGUGGACAUCACCCCAAAAAGCAUAGAAUCAUGCAUGUCUCGGAACUACCUCGGCGCUGCGUAUAUCUCGCAGGCGCUCCUCCGGCGGUGGGUCAAGGAGCAGCCUCGUGGAGAACCGAGAGCGCCCGCGGUCAAGCGCCACAUGGUCUUCACUGCUUCCACGGCUGCGUUCGUGGGCUUACCGGGUUAUGUGGCUUAUACGCCAUCGAAGACUGCGACCCGGGCGCUCGCCGAUACGCUGCGUCAGGAAGUACUGCUGUACCGCACGCACCAGGAUAUCAAGAUCCAUUGCAGCUUUCCGGGGACGAUCUACACGGACACCUUUUACAAGGAGCAGCAGCGGAAGCCGGCCCUUCUCAAGCAGUUGGAGGGUAGUGAGGCUGAUGAGGGUGGACUGAGCGCGGCACGGGUCGCAGAGAUUACGCUUCAGGGAUUGCGACAGGGGAAGUUCUUCAUCACGAUGGAUAGCGAUACGGAGCUGCUCUUGAAUAAUAUGCGAGGGCCUAGUCCCCGAGACUCGCCUAUCAAGGAUUGGUUACUGGGGGUUGUGGCGAGCUUUGCUUGGCCUUUCUACCGUGCUAAGUGGGACAAGGCUACUCUGCAGUAUGGGAAGAAUCAGGAGCGGAGAAGCAAAUGA